Messenger RNA from Tetrahymena thermophila SB210, 1131 nucleotides. Its product is annotated as immobilization antigen. The transcript has a single exon. Lineage: Eukaryota; Ciliophora; Oligohymenophorea; Hymenostomatida; Tetrahymenidae. The record is from RefSeq and is a predicted model, not a curated record.
AUGAGAAAAUUAAUAACAAUCACUCUUGUUUUGGCUUUAGCCAGUUACUCAUACGCAUAACUCCAAUGUCCUGCUAACUCCUCUUGGGUUUCUGGUUCAAGUGCUUGUGUAUGCAAUCCCGGAUAUUAUGGUACUAGCGCUUCAGCUUGUGUAUAAUGCCCAAGUAACUCUUGGUCAUCUUAAGAUUCAAACACAGGAUCAAGCAUUAAAGCUUCAGCUUGUAAUAAAUGUGCUGCUGGAUACUAUCUUACUACAGCUGCUGUUACAACUGCUGGUUCUGAAGCUCCUGCUGGUUGCACAGUUUGUCCUACUAACUCCACUCCUACUACUAUGUCUACUUCCACUUAAACUCCUUAAAGUUGUGAUAAAUGCUUACCUGGCUUUUUCUUUGUAACUGCUGCUUCUGCUACUCCCGCUGCUGCUUCAUGUACCACAUGUGGUUCUCCUGGUGCCGUAACUUCAACUUAUCCUACAUCAGGUGCUGCAUAAAAUCUUGGUAAUUGUGAUACCUGUUCAUCAGGUUAUUGGCUUGCAACUCCUGCUGUUACUGGUGCUACUCCAGCAGCUGCCAUUUGCACAUAAUGUUCAGGUGGUGUGACUGUCUCAACUCCAGCUACUACUCCUGCUCAAACAGUUGCUGCUUGCGAUACCUGUCCUGCUGGCAAAUAUGUUGCAACUGUUGCUGGCGCUGCUGCCGUUGUUUGUAAUCCAUGCCCUGCAAAUUCUUAUUCUAAUGCUUCAAAAAAUGCAGGAUUUUGUACUUGUUAUGACACUAAUGCUCCUGCAUUAUCUGCCUAAGUUUCUAGCUGCGCUUGCAAAACUGGUUAUUUGGGUACAGUUGCUGCUGCUCCUCUAGCUGCUAGUGGAUGUGUUUUAUGCAAUGACCCUAGUGCUAGUCCUUCAUUAGUAAGCGGUGCUUGCGUAUGUAAAGCUAAUACCUAUGGUACCCCAACUAGUAACGCCGCUUCUGCUCCUAGUACUUCUACUUGUACUAAUUGCCCAAGCAAUACAACUUCCCCUGCUGGUACCACAGCAUAAACUGGUUGUACAACAACUCCUGCUAGCAGUAGUAAUUCAAAAAUCUUAUUGCCAUUAGUAACCUUGCUUUUCUCUUUGGUUCUCUUGCUUUGA